GGAGGGGGUGGGCCCUGGCGCUUGGUGGUGGCGGCCGCCAUUUUGCUGCGGCGGGUCGGGUCUGCCACGGCGGGGCCUGGUUAGGGAUCAGCAUCCGGGUGGGAGGGGUCGGCGAGGUCCUGAGUAGGACCGGCAGAGACCACGCAAGGGGAAAGGCCGGACAGGGGCAGCCUGGGGGCUACGGAUGGCGGUGGAUUCUAUCCGGCCGAGGCGGCGGCGCUGGGGCUGAGGCGGCGGCAGGAGAAGGCGGGGCAGGAGGCGCCUCCCCUCACUCCUCCCCCCUCCCACCCAGGAGUAGUCUUCCCCAGGAAAGCGAAACCCUGGAAGUGGAGCCUGACAAGGAAGAGGAGUUCUCAGCUCACAAAGAUACUUCUGAAACAGGCAGUCCCGAGCGCAGGCUGGGCUGCCAGGGAACCCAGGAGCUGGACGGCUCGUCCCAGUGGCUGGCUGACCAGAAUGAGGCCGGUUCCCAGCAUGCACUGGAGGAGGACACAAGCACUACAACCACAAACGAAGCUGUUGGGACGAGAGGCAAAGAGCAAGAGAGAAUUAAAAUGCAGAACAGCCCUACCCAACAGCACCAUGCGCUGCAUGCACAGGUAGAGUUGGAGAUUGCAUCAGACAGAAUGACGGGCAGUAACCCAGUAUCACCAGCCUCUUCAGGCUCACCUGCCUCAAGUGGCAGCAUUUCACCACCACAUCUCACCCACGACUCCUCUCUGGAUAGUCACCUGGGCUUUGAUGGUACUAAGACACAGAACAGAGCCCUGGUAUCACCUGGGAUGUACACCUCUGCUGACCCAGCAAGCAUGUGGGACAAGACACAUGCUGAGAUCGCUGAGCAGGCCAAGCACGAAGCAGAGAUUGAGAACCGCAUUGCUGAAAUGAAAAAGGAGGGUUUCUGGUCCCUGAAAAGGCUGUCCAAGGUGCCCGAGCCAGCCCGUCCCAAAGUGCACUGGGAUUAUCUCUGUGAGGAAAUGCAGUGGCUGUCUGCUGACUUUGCCCAAGAGCGCCGCUGGAAGAGGGGAGUUGCAAGAAAGAAGGUGAUGUAA
This is a messenger RNA of Heteronotia binoei (common prickly gecko), 1052 nucleotides long. Its product is annotated as helicase SRCAP-like. Gene Ontology annotation, cellular component: Swr1 complex. Gene Ontology annotation, molecular function: ATP hydrolysis activity; histone binding. NCBI's taxonomy places the organism in Eukaryota, Metazoa, Chordata, Lepidosauria, Squamata, Gekkonidae. The coding region runs from base 555 to 1052 and encodes 165 amino acids. The record is from RefSeq and is a predicted model, not a curated record. The transcript has 6 exons.